CUGUUUGGAGGAAAAUCAGCGCUGGGACGAGCUUGGUUUAUUUGGAUGUUGAGGGAAAAAUGGCUACCAGAGGGAAAGAGUGGAAGCAGUGUCCACUUUUGGAGUAAAGCAUCGUUUCUGACAUAUGGAUACACUAGGAGUGCCCCACGUAACUGACAUUUGGGGUUAUCUUCAACGCUGUAGCCGAAGGAUUUUCCUGCUUACUGGGCUGCCUUUGCCCUGACAAAGCCGCUAAAGAUGAACAUGGUGAAGAGGAUCAUGGGGCGGCCGAGGCAGGAGGAGUGCAGCCCCCAGGACAAUGCGCUGGGCCUGAUGCACCUGCGACGCCUCUUCUCUGAACUGUGCCAUCCUCCUCGCCACAUGACGCAGAAGGAGCAGGAGGAGAAGCUCUACAUGAUGCUUCCUGUAUUUAACAGGGUGUUUGGGAAUGCUCCACCAAGCAGCAUGACGGAGAAGUUCUCCGACCUGCUGCAGUUCACCACCCAGGUCUCACGACUCAUGGUGACUGAGAUCAGACGUAGAGCAUCUAAUAAAUCCACAGAGGCAGCCAGUCGAGCCAUAGUCCAGUUCCUGGAGGUGAACCAGAGUGAGGAGGCGAGUCGUGGUUGGAUGCUUCUGACCACCAUCAACCUGUUGGCCUCUUCUGGACAGAAAACGGUGGACUGCAUGACGACAAUGUCUGUACCCUCCACGCUGGUCAAAUGCCUCUACCUGUUCUUUGACCUGCCUCACAUGGCCGAGGCCCCUGUGGGCCCCACCCCGCAGCCACCACCCCCACCUCCACCACCACCCACCCAGGAGAAGAACCCAGGCCAGGGCCACACCCAGCAGGAGCUGCCCCUGGCUGACCGCAGGGCGCUGCUCCAGAAAGUCUUUGUCCAGAUCCUGGUGAAGCUCUGCACCUUUGUGUCUCCGGCGGAAGAGCUAGCCCAGAAGGACGACCUCCAGCUGCUGUUCAGUGCCAUCACCUCCUGGUGCCCCCCCCACAACCUGCCCUGGAGGAGGAGCGCAGGGGAGGUGCUCACCACCAUCUCCCGACAUGGCCUCAGCGUCAACGUGGUCAAAUACAUACAUGAGAAGGAGUGCCUGGGCACAUGUGUUCAGAACAUGCAGCAGUCUGAUGAUCUGUCACCGUUGGAGAUAGUGGACAUGUUCGCCGGCCUCUCCUGCUUCCUCAAGGACUCCAGUGACGUGUCACAGACCCUGCUGGACGAUUUCCGAAUGUGCCAGGGUUACGCCUUCCUCUGCGAUCUCAUGCUCAGACUGGAACAGGCCAAGGAGGACGAAUCGAAGGAUGCGCUGAAGGACCUGGUCAACCUGGUCACCUGUCUGACCACAUAUGGGGUGACUGAGCUGAAACCCGCCGGCCUGACAACCGGAGCCCCCUUCCUGCUGCCUGGCUUUGUUCUCCCGCAGCCCUCUGGGAAAGGCCACACAGUGCGUAAUAUCCAGGCCUUUUCAGUGCUUCAGAACGCCUUCCUGAGGGCUAAAACAAGCCGUCUGGCCUGUAUGCUACUGGACGCCAUCGGAAACAUCUACGCAGCAGAGCCGGCCAACUACUUCAUCCUGGAGUCGCAGCACACCCUGUCGCAGUUUGCAGACCGCGUGGCCAAGCUUCCCGAGGCCCAGGCCAAGUACUUUGAGCUGCUGGAGUUUGUCGUCUUCAGCCUCAACUAUGUGCCGUGCAAAGAGCUGUUUAGCGUCAGCGUGCUGCUCAAAUCGAGCACGUCGCACACCUGCAGCAUCACAGCCGUCCGGACGCUGCUGAAGCUGGCCAGGCAUGACCCGGUGUUCAGCGAUGUUCUGCGGGAGGUCGGUCUGCUGGAGGUGCUGGUCAACCUGUUGCACAAGUACGCUGCCUUGCUCAAAGACCCGGCCACUCAGCAGCAACCCCACAAUAAUGAUCAAGCUGACUGUAAAAACAACACGGUAGCAGAGGAGCAGAAGCAGUUGGCCUGGCUGGUGAUGGAGACGCUGACAGUGCUCCUGCAUGGCUCCAACACCACCAACACUAAUGCAGCUCUGUUCAGGGAGUUUGGCGGCGCUCGUUGCGUUCACAACAUCGUGAAGUACCGUCAGUGUCGGGAACACGCCCUGCUCAUCAUCCAGCAGCUCGUCCUGUCACCCAGCGGAGAUGACGAUAUGGGAACGCUGCUGGGCCUCAUGCACUCUGCACCGUCCAGUGAACUACAGCUGAAGACCGACAUACUGCGGGCUUUGUUAGCGGUCUUGCGCGAGAGUCACCGCACCCGGACGGUGUUCCGCAAGGUGGGUGGCUUUGUCUACAUCACCUCCCUGCUGGUGGCCAUGGAGCGCUCGCUGUGCCAGCCGCCGCGACACGGCUGGGAUCGUGUCAACCAGAACCAAGUCUUUGAGCUGCUGCACACCGUCUUCUGCACGCUCACCGCCGCCAUGCGCUACGAGCCGGCCAACUCACACUUCUUCCGCACGGAGAUCCAGUAUGAGAAGCUGGCCGACGCUGUAAGGCUGCUGGGCUGUUUCUCAGACACUAAGAAGCUGGGUCCCACAGGCGUGUUCCCCUCCAAUGCUCAGCCUUUCCAGAGGCUGCUGGAGGAUGAGGCUGCCCCUGGAGGCUGCGCAGGAGACAGCGUCUGUCCCACGCUCAAACACUGCAGCAAACUCUUCAUCUACCUGUACAAGAUGGCCACCGACUCUUUUGACAGACAAGGCUACUACGGCACGUCGGGCCCUCCCGCCCCAGUCAAAGCCCUGACAGACCUGAAGCUCCACUUAGCAAAUCCCUCCCACCCCGCUUCCUCCUCGUCUUCGUCUGAUAUGGUGGUCAUCCACCCAGGGGCCGUCCUGGCCAUACUGGACCUGCUGCCCUCCGUCUCCUCUGACAGCCAGCCAGAGCAUGCCCUCGACCUGCAGCUGGCAGUGGCCAAUAUCCUCCAGCUCCUGGUGAACAGUGAGAGGAACCAGCAGGUGCUGUGUGAAGCUUGCCUCCACCAGCGGCUGUUGCAGCGCUGCAGUCAGGCCCUGGCCGAUGAAGACCACCCACUGCACCCGCCGUUGCAGAGGAUGUUCGAGAGGCUGGCUUCGCAGGCCCUGCAGCCGAUGGCACUCAGGGAGUUCUUACGUCUUGGAAACCCUCUGAACUGCGGUGCCUGGGACAAGAAGCUACUGAAGCAGUACCGGGUUCACAAACCGAGCUCCCUCGGCUACGACGCCGAGAUGAGAAACAGCAUGACCAUGUCCAUGGAGGGCUUUGGUCCCGACAGCGUCUUUGCCACACCUGCGGAGGACAACGGCCAGUACCGCAUCAGCCGCAGCCUCGUGCGCUCCGCCGAGGGCAGCACGGUACCCCUCACCCGAGUCAAGUGCCUGGUGUCCAUGACAACGCCCCAUGACAUACGCCUGCACGGAUCGUCCGUCACACCUGCAUUUGUCGAGUUUGACACCUCGCUGGAGGGCUUCGGGUGCCUGUUUCUGCCCAGCCUGGCGCCCCACAACGCUCCCACCAACAAUACCAACACCUCAGGUGUCAGCGAUGGAGCAGUGCUGAGCGGGAUGGGUACAGGGGAGCGCUUGUUCCCUCCUCCGUCAGGCCUAAGCUACUCCACCUGGUUCUGCGUGGAGCGUUUCAGCACAGCCCCUCAGGCCCACCCGGUGCGCCUGCUGACCAUUGUCCGUCGGGCCACGUCCUCAGAGCAGCACUAUGUCUGCCUGGCAGUUGUGCUGUCUGCCAAAGAUCGCUCGCUCACAGUCUCCACCAAGGAGGAGCUGCUGCAGACCUACUCAGCGGACGAGUCGAGUGAAGAAGCCUCCUUCUAUGAGAUCCUGCCCUGCUGCGCUCGUUUCCGCUGCGGGGAGCUGAUCGCUGAGGGCCAGUGGCACCACCUGGUGCUGGUCAUGAGCAAAGGCAUGCUGAAGAACAGCAUGGCCACGCUGUACAUCGACGGCCAGCUUAUCAACACCGUCAAGCUUCACUACAUCCACAGUGCGCCAGGCGGCUCCGGCUCCACCAACCCUCCUGUGUUGAGCACUGUGUACGGAUAUGUGGGGACGCCGCCAGCCCAGCGCCAGCUCUCCAGCCUGGUGUGGCGUCUGGGACCCAGCCACUUCCUGGAGGAGGUCCUGCCUGCCACCAGCGUCGCUGCCAUCUAUGAACUGGGACCCAACUACGUAGGCAGCUUCCAGGCCGUCUACCUGCCCUGUAAAGACUCAAAGACAGAGGUAGCACCUGCCUCCCCAGUGGCUUUGGUUCCAGAGGAGAAGGUGUCCUUCAGCCUCUAUGCACUGUCUGUCUCUACUCUCACUGUGGCCAAGAUCCGGAAAGUCUACAACAAACUGGACAGCAAAGCCAUCGCCAAACAGCUCACUGUGUCCUCUCAUGAAAAUGCCACUCCGGUCAAGCUGAUCCAUAACGCUGCCGGCCACCUCAAUGGACCAGCUCGUACCAUUGGAGCCGGAGUCAUUGGAUAUUUAGGGGUCCGUGCGUUUGUGCCCAAACCUGUGGCCACCAACCUGCAGUAUGUGGGUGGGGCGGCCGCCAUCUUGGGCCUGGUUGCCAUGGCGUCAGAUGUGGAGGGGCUGUAUGCAGCUGUCAAAGCUUUGGUGUGUGUUGUAAAAAGCAACCCGUUGGCCAGUAAAGAGAUGGAGCGCAUUAAAGGCUACCAGCUGUUGGCUAUGCUGCUGAAGAAGAAGCGAUCGCUGCUCAACAGCCACAUCCUCCACCUCACCUUCUCUCUGGUGGGAACAGUUGACAGCGGCCACGAGACCUCCAUCAUUCCAAACUCCACCGCCUUCCAGGACCUGCUCUGUGACUUUGAGGUCUGGCUCCACGCUCCCUACGAACUCCAUCUGUCUCUGUUUGAGCACUUCAUCGAACUGCUGACAGAAUCCAGUGAGGCGGCAAAAAAUGCCAAACUGCUGAGGGAGUUUCAGCUGAUCCCCAGACUGCUGCUGACCUUGAGAGACACCUCGCUGUCCCAGCCGACUGUAGCUGCCAUCAGCAACGUGCUCAGUCUGCUGCUGCAGGGCUUCCCCAACCCAUAUGAUCUGCUGCGGUUUGGCCAGUUCAUCUCCUCUACUCUUCCCACAUUUGCUGUUUGUGAGAAGUUUGUCGUCAUGGAAAUCAGUAAUGAGGAGAAGAUCGAUGGAGGUAAUGAUGAUGAUUUCGGCGGUCUCCUGUCAGCCAACCUCAUUCUUCUAAGAAACCGACUGCUGGACAACCUGCUCAGACUGCUCUUCACCACCAAAGAGAAAUGCUCUGUCAACGCCCAGGCAUGUGAGGAGCUGGUGCGGACGCUGGGCUUUGAUUGGCUCUUGAUGUUCAUGGAGGAACAUCUUCACUCGAGCACGGUCACGGCAGCCCUGUGGAUCCUGGUGGUGCUGCUCUCCAACCAGUCCAUCCUGAACCGCUUCAAGGAGGGGCUGUGUGGUGGAGGCUGGCUGGACCACACCGACUCUGUCCUGACCAAUAAGAUCGGCACAGUGCUGGGCUUCAACGUGGGCCGCAGUGCCGGCGGGCGCUCCACAGUGCGGGAGAUCAACCGGGACGCUUGCCACUUCCCAGGAUUCCCUGUAAUGCAGACACUGUUGCCUAAACACACCAACGUGCCGGAGCUCUACUUCCUGCUCAUGGCGUUGUUCCUGCAGCAGCCAGUCACCGAGCUGCCAGACAGCCUGCAGGUACAUUUUGACCUGGACUCCAUCUGGACGUUCAUCUUUGGCAUGCCGGCCUCCAGUGCGACAGUAGUUGCCUCCAUCCACAAUGUAUCCACCGAGGCUGCCUUCCUGCUGCUGGCCAUGCUGCGCAGCAUGCUCAACCUGCCGUGGCAAUCAGAGGAGGAAGGUUCCUGGCUGAGGGAGUACCCGGUCACCCUCAUGCAGUUCUUUAGGUAUCUUUACCACAACGUGCCUGACCUGGCGCCAAUGUGGCACAGUCCUGACUUUCUCUGUGCCCUGGCAGCAUCUGUCUUCCCUUUCAACAUCAGGCCCUACUCUGAGAUGGUCAGUGAUUUGGACGACGAGACGGGUUCUCCCACUGAGGAGUUCAAGGCCUUCGCUGGGGACUCGGGUAUGAACCGCAGCCAGUCUGAAUACUGUAACGUGGGCUCCAAGACGUCUCUCACCAACCACCCAGCCAAAAAGUACGUCUUUGACUUCAUGAGGGUCCUGAUCAUGGACAACCUCUGCAUGACCCCGGCCAGCAAACAGACGCCCAUCAUUGACCUGCUGCUGGAGGCCUCCCCGGAGCGCUCCACCAGAACUCAGCAGAAGGAGUUUCAGUCCAACAUCCUGGACGGCGUCAUGGAGCACCUUCUGGCUGCUGAUGUUCUUCUAGGUGAAGAUGCCUCUCUGCCCCUCAGCAGCGGUGGCAGUUAUCAGAUUCUGGUCAACAACGUCUUCUACUUCACCCAGCGGGUGGUGGACAAACUGUGGCAGGGGAUGUUCAACAAGGACUCCAAGCUGGUGGUGGACUUCAUCGUGCAGCUCAUAGGACAGUCUAAGAGGCGUUCCCAGGGUCUUUCCCUCGACACUAUCUACCACUGUCUGAACCGGACGGUGCUCUACCAGCUCUGUCGACCCCACAAGACUGUAGCACAGCAGGUGGCCCUGUUAGACGCCCUGCGGGUCCUGACCGUCAACCGCAACCUGGUGCUCGGGCCCGGCAACCACGACCAGGACUUUGUGGCCUGCCUGGCUCACUGCUUUAUCUGCUUGCACAGCGGGAGUAGUGUGGAGGGCUUCGGUUUGGAGGCGGAGGCCAGGAUGACAACCUGGCAUGUCAUGAUGCCCACGGAGAACGAGGCUGACGCCACACACAGCCACGACGUCAGCGAGGGCCGGCAGCUGCUGCUGAAGGCAGUGAACCGGGUGUGGACGGAGCUGAUGCACAGCAAGCGUCAGAUGCUCGAGGACAUCUUCAAAGUGUCUCUGCCCUGCAACGACAGAGGCCACGUGGACAUCGCCACGGCCCGGCCCGCAUUGGAAGAACCGGCCCUGAAGAGCUGGCAGAACCACUUGGUCCAUGAGAAGAAGUGUAUCAGUCGUGGUGAGGCAGUGGCACCGGCGACCCAGUCCAAGCUGUCCAGAGUCAGCAGCGGCUUCGGCCUCUCCAAGCUGACAGGCGUCCGCCGCAACAAGAAGGAGAACUGCCUUAACAAGAACAGCCUGUCUGCACAGGAGACUUUCCAGUGGAUGUUCACACAUAUAGCUGUUGUUCGAGACCUGGUGGCAAUGCAGUACAAAGAACAUCAAGAGCGGCAGCAGAACGCCCUCAAGUACGUGACUGAGGAGUGGGCGUCCAUAGAAUACGAGCUGCUGCGUGAACGGGGCCUUUGGGGCCCACCCAUCGGCUCCCACCUGGACAAGUUUAUGCUGGAGAUGACGGAGGGCCCCUGCCGGAUGAGGAAGAAGAUGGUCCGCAAUGACAUGUUUUAUAUCCACUACCCAUACAUCCCUGAGAUGGAGCCCAACACCAACUCAACACAGAAGCCUCUCCGUUACCGGCGAGCCAUCAGCUACGACAGUAAAGAAUACUACGUGCGUUUGCUGUCUGGAAACCCCGGCAUGUACCAGCACUCUGUGGAGCACAACACCGAGGGCGAGACGACACAGCAUGAGCCCGAACAUGGAGAGGACACCAUCGCAAGAGUCAAAGGCCUGGUGAAGGCUCCUCUGAAGAGGUCUCGCUCCACAGCGGACGGUGCAGACGAGGACAGUCAGGAGCAGCUUCAGGAGCAGCUGUUAGAGUCAGGAGGCCCUGAGGAGGAGCAGAGGACCGACAACACGUCUCUGCUGCGCCUCCUGGAGGAGGGAGAGAAGAUUCAACACAUGUACCGCUGUGCCAGGGUGCAGGGUCUGGACACCAGCGAGGGUCUGCUGCUGUUUGGGAAAGAGCACUUCUACGUCAUCGACGGCUACACCAUGACCGUGUCCAGGGAGAUCAGGGACAUCGACACCCUGCCCCCAAAUUUGCAUGAGGCCAUCAUCCCGAGAGGAGCGAGACAAGGACAGAGCCAGCUGAAGAGAACCUGCAGCAUCUUUGCUUAUGAAGACAUCAAGGAGGUGCACAAGAGACGCUACCUACUGCAGCCCAUGGCAGUGGAAGUCUUCUCAGCAGAUGGGAGAAACUACUUGUUAGCCUUCCAGAAAGGAGUCCGCAACAAAGUUUACCAAAGGUUCUUGGCGGUGGUGCCUUCACUGGCUGACAGCUCAGAGUCAGUUUCAGGCCAGAGGCCCAACACCAGCGUCGAGCAAGGAUCUGGGCUCCUCAGCACACUGGUCGGUGAAAAGUCAGUGACUCAGAGAUGGGAGCGAGGAGAGAUCAGUAAUUUCCAGUACCUGAUGCAUCUGAACACGUUGGCAGGACGAUCCUACAACGACCUGAUGCAGUAUCCCGUCUUCCCCUGGAUCCUGGCCGACUUCGACUCAGAGGAGCUGGACCUAAACAACCCCAAGACGUUCCGUAACCUCGCCAAGCCGAUGGGCGCCCAGACUGAUGACAGACUGACACAGUACAAGAAGAGGUACAAGGACUGGGAGGACCCCAGCGGGGAAACUCCAGCAUAUCACUACGGCACCCACUACUCUUCAGCCAUGAUCGUAGCCUCUUAUCUGGUCCGGAUGGAGCCCUUCACACAGAUUUUCCUCAGACUUCAGGGAGGUCAUUUUGACCUCGCUGACAGGAUGUUCCACAGUAUGCGUGAAGCCUGGCUCUCUGCCUCCAAACACAACAUGGCCGACGUCAAAGAGCUCAUCCCCGAGUUCUUCUAUCUGCCCGAGUUCCUGCUCAACUCCAACAACUUCGACCUGGGUGCCAAGCAGAAUGGCACCAAAUUGGGGGAUGUCAUCCUGCCACCUUGGGCCAAGGGCGACCCCCGGGAGUUUAUCAGAGUCCACAGAGAGGCAUUGGAGUGCGACUACGUAUCUGCCCACCUCCACGAAUGGAUCGACCUGAUUUUCGGCUACAAGCAGCAGGGCCCGCCUGCGGUGGAGGCGGUCAACGUCUUCCACCACCUGUUCUACGAGGGCCAGGUGGACAUCUACAACAUCAAUGACCCACUCAAGGAAACAGCCACCAUCGGCUUCAUCAACAACUUUGGACAAAUCCCCAAACAGUUGUUUAAGAAGCCACAUCCUCCUAAACGGGUACGCAGUAAAGCCAACGGUGACAUAGCGAGUAUUCCUCCAAACUCCAACAGUGACAAGAUCUUCUUCCAUCAUCUGGACAAUCUCAGGCCGUCUCUAGCACCUGUCAAAGAGCUGAAGGAGCCUGUGGGACAGAUCGUGUGCACCGACAAGGGCGUACUUGCUGUGGAGCAAAACAAAGUUCUGGUUCCCCCCACCUGGAACAAGAACUUUGCCUGGGGCUACGCAGACCUCAGCUGCCGUCUGGCUAACUAUGAAUCUGAUAAGGCAUUGGUGGUGUAUGAGUGUCUGUCAGAGUGGGGUCAGAUCUUCUGUGCCAUAUGUCCAAACCCUAAGCUGGUUGUCACCGGUAGCACCAGCACCGCCAUCUGUGUGUGGGAGACAGGAAGCUCUAAGGAGAGAGCCAAGUCACUUACGCUCAAACAGGCGUUACUGGGCCACACAGAUGCUGUAACGUGUCUGACAGCGUCGUCAGCGUACCACAUAAUUGUCAGUGGCUCGCGGGAUCGGACAUGCAUCAUCUGGGACCUCAACAAGCUUUCCUUCGUCACGCAGCUCAGGGGACAUCGGGCGCCCGUCUCUGCUCUGUGCAUCAAUGAACUGACGGGGGAUAUUGUGUCUUGCGCAGGCACAUACAUUCACGUGUGGAGCAUUAAUGGCAGCCCCAUCGCCAGCGCCAACACCUUCACAGGGCGCAGUCAGCAGAUCCUGUGCUGCUGCGUGUCGGAGAUGAACGAGUGGGAUACGCAGAAUGUCAUUGUCACCGGACACUCGGACGGCGUUGUCAGGUUUUGGAGAAUGGAGUUCCUCCAAGUCCCAGAAACCCCUGCUCCACAGCCAGUAGAGCCAGAUGUGCCUGACUGCCUUGGUGAAGAGAAGAUUGAGGGUGGCGAGAGUCACAACGGUGAUGAUGACAGCAGCGAGUCCGAAGGAGACGAGCCCAGUCUGAGCCAGGAGCCCAAAGCACCACGCAACCCCUCAACAGGUGGAGGCAGCCAACCAGGCAGCACUGUCCACAGACCCAGAGGUCCUUCAGCCCGAACGGGAGCCUCAUGGUCGAUGGACAGCAGCUCUGAUGACUCUCGCCGCUGGUCAGACACCCUUAGCAUUGAUGAAAAGGACGGCUUCGUGUUUGUCAACUACUCUGAGGGCCAAACUAAGGUCCCUCACCCUCAUCCGGCUCAUCCGGCUCAUCCGACUCAUCCAGGCCAUAGCUUGGUGCCGCAGCCUCUCCAGCCCUCCACCAUGGACGCACGGACGUAUAACCAGCUCAGGACAGGCUACAGAUGGGAGCGCCAGCUGGUCUUCCGGAGCAAACUCACCAUGCACACGGCGUUUGAUCGCAAGGACAACGCUCACCCAGCCGAGAUCACGUCCCUUGCCAUCUCCAAGGACCACAGUAAGAUCCUGGUGGGCGACGGUCGGGGGCGAGUCUUCAGCUGGUCGGUCAGCGACCAGCCGGGCCGCUCGGCAGCUGACCACUGGGUGAAGGACGAGGUGGUUGACAGCUGCUCCGGCUGCACGGUUCGCUUCUCCCUCACCGAGCGACGCCACCACUGCAGGAAUUGUGGGCAGCUCUUCUGCCAAAAGUGCAGUCGCUUCCAAUCAGAGAUCAAAAGGCUGAAGAUCUCGUCACCGGUGCGAGUUUGUCAGAACUGUUACUACAAUCUUCAGCAUGAGCGUAGCGUUGAGGAUGGCAGCAGAAACUGACCUCCACCUCCACCUGCUGUCGACACAGAAACACCUCCUCCUGAGGACUCCAACCUAAGGAGAGCUUCAUUCCUCCAUCUGCCUUGUUGUUCCCUCAACACCUACCACAUAUCCCUCGAACCCCCCUUUUUCUUCUCAUAUGUCCAGUAACCACAUGUACUGUAACACACUGACAGACUGUAACAGGAGGGAAUGUCGGCUUUCAUCACCACAGUGGUGAAGCUCAGUGAGGGAGGUGGGGAAAAAACGAGGAUAACUGAUCAAAAGGAGAAAUAAAAACUUUAAUGACCACUUUUACCACCUGCACUCUACACCUGGAAGGGGGAAAAAAGCAAAAACACCCUCGAUGCGGCACGCUUGAAUCAAUCACCCGCCACCGCAAGACGUAACAAACUUGUUUAUAUUGUAAAUACUUACCAUGGCCUUUUUAACUCUAAGAGGAACAAACACAGAACAAAAAGUAAGGUCAAUGAGAAAAAAGCAAACAAAUUGCCUGUAACAUAGCAUUGUGACUAACCGCUCCUGGCUUUAAAAAAACAAACAAAAUUGAUUGUGUGUAGUCUGCGUCACGAAUCACGGCCAGGCCAGAGGAGUAACACCGAGGGGAGGAAGGGAUAUGAAUGUCAAUAAUUAAUGUCUGUGGGUUGACUUUACUAGUGGGGCUAGUUAUGCAAAAUUACUUUUCUUUUUAAUUUCCCGAUCAUUUUUUGUUGUUCUUGUUGUUUACAAAAGGUGAUUUAUUUUGCGAAUGUGUGUUGCCCACAGUGUCAAACUGUCACCAUCGGAAAGAGAUUUAUUAUCUGAUUGUGAUUUCCUUUUUGUGUUGUUUUUUUUUUUGGCCAAAUUUCAAUGAUUUCAAAACAAAAAAAAAUCAUCUAUUCUGUCCUUUUAUAUGAAAUUCCAUUUGGUGGAUUUUUUUUGUUGCUGCUCUCUGAAGACUGGACACAUAAUCAUUUCAGAUUUUAUUUAAAUUUUAAACCAUAUCACUGCAGUUAUUUCAAGAUUCUUUUGUCUAGAACAAAAACAUGUGUUCGUCAUCUGUGAAAUAUAAACGAAUUAGGUUUAAAAAAAAAAGACACAUGUAAUAUUGCUGCACUUUUUUUUUGUUUCAUCAUCAUGUUUCUUUCAUGUAGCCUUAUUUAGUUACUGUACAGCAUCAAAGCAGCUUUCUGAAUGCACACAAAAAAGGGACUCUUAUUAUGUAUUUUGAUUUUUAAUUCUUUUAUUUUAGUACUUGUUGGUUUCAACUUCACUCUGACCCUGUGGCAUUAUUACAACAGAUCAGUAAAUGUUGCACUCCACACACUUUAUUCUCAGUCCUUACAGAAGAUGUUAAACUGCAGGAGCAGCAGCCAAGCACAUUUCAAAGAAUUGGUUCAGUAUCAAAGAAAAUUGUUACACAUCGGAGAAGAUGUAAACAAUUAUUUGAAUGGGGUCAUUCCUGUGUCGCUAGGGUCCUAUGUUCCCCACUUCUAGUGUCAGGGUUACGAUGUUGGGGAAUACAGGACCCUGGGAACAUAGAUUCAACCAUGAAAUCAGCAUUUGAACCAUUUUAGUUUUGGUACAAAUGCAGGGUAAAUAUCCAUAGCUUUUAAAUGAGCAGCCUUGUAGCAUUAAAUCCACAUCAUGGUUUCGUAUUUCAUCAGUGAUGUACCCUGUUUUGGCUCCUUUUUGUGCGUAAUUUUAUAAUCAGACCAGUCAAGUUGGUUUGGAUGUACAGGAACCAAUUAAAUAAAUCCAUGAUUUCAGCAAGUUUGAAAUUAUUUUCCCUGAUUUUAUGUCACUGUCCAUUUAUUGUUGUCCCAUAAAUUCAUAUUGGAAGACAAAACAUGACAUGGACUAAGAGGGGGAAGAAAAACAAAGACAAAAAAACGGACAUGGACCUUUUAUUAAAGAAAAUCACGUCUCGUCAUGAUUAUGUUGUCAGGAGAGCAGAUGACAAACUAGAAGCAACAUAAAUUGCAAUGGACACAGUUCAGGGACAAUGACACGACCAUGGCAAAGCAAAGGCAGAUUGAUGGCCUUUUUCUUGCCACAUUAAGCAGCAACUGUAGUUAAGGAGAAAUGUGAAAGCGGAUAUAUUUUACGUCGUGAUCGUAGCAUCUUUGAAAUUAUUCCGAUGGCAUACGUUUUUUUGUUUGUUCAAAAAUGUGGGUUUUUGUAGUGUCUGACGCUUUCGCAAGGAUUCACUGAAUUAAGAAAUGUUAAAGCACAAAUGUUAAUUCAUAGUCUGCCUUGCUGUCAAUGUUGAACAACAAAAAUGUAACUCCAGUUACAAAUGUCAACGAGACAUUUUUACAAGAAGAAAGUAAAGUCAACAGUAAAAUCUAAAUGCAACAACAACGAUUUUUUGGCACAGCUUGAACUCCAUACAAGUCUGCCAUGUUGACAUCAGAGUGGUUUCAUAUGUUUUUCUGUAGUUUAAUGUAAAUUACACAGCAGUUUGUCAUGGAUACAACUACAUUUGUCACCACACCACAAAACACUUUUUUUACUCUGCUGGAUGGCUGCUGCUGCUGCUGCUGCUGCGUUUAGUAGGUAGACAUAAAGAGAGUGUUUUAAUGUAAAGUCUGUACAUGUUGUUUUCUUUCAUAUGUUAGCGCUUCUCUCUUCAUACAUGUGUUCAUGUUGUUUUCUUGGGCAACAGCUGUGCUUUCAAGUGCUGCUUUCUUUAUUUCCCAGAGAGAACUUUUGGUUUCCCACUAGUUGUCACAAACAUGUACAAAAAAAAGGAAAGAAAACACUUUUCAGAAAGUACUUUAAUAUUCACUCCCACAGCGCCCUGAUGUUGUAAUAAUAAUAUGCACUCUUGUUAAUGUCCUCCUUAUAUCAUUCUGCGUUAAUGUACUGUAAUUUAGCGUGCAAUCAUGCCAACUAGCUGAAAAGGCCGAGUCGGCUUCUAUCAAUCAAGAGUUCCUUCGCACCUUCAUGUGUACAAAAAAAGAAAAGUCAAGAGGAAUCGCAGGUUUUUACUGAAUGCAUAUUUACGUUGUCAUUUUAACAGAAAGGUGCAUUUCAAAGCGGAUAAAUGAACUGUACAAAGUAUUUAUGCAAUUAUAACUGGUUUUAGAUUUUUUUUAAUGAUUAUUGCGAUUUCAGCAAGUUUUGUUACUUGUUGCAUGUCUAUUAACACAGCUGACUUUCUGUGUCAGUGCAUUGUACAUGUUCUUGGCAUUGUUAUUUUUUGUUUUGUUGGUUUUAUUCUUUUGGGGGGGUUUUUUUUGGAGGCAUUGUCUGAGUUGUCCCGAGCGACAGACUGACAGGUUUGUGUACAGAGCCGGAGAUAGUGUCCACAGCUCUUGGUGGACUUUUGUACUCUUUAUGGGAAAAACCCUUAAAGACUAAUGAGAGAAGAAGAAGGGAAAAAAAAGAUAAAAUCCUGGAUUAUUUUGGUGGUCUUGCAUUAGACUACGUUAUUACAGUAUCUGGUGUGCAAUCUGUGAUAGCUGAAUGUUUCUUGUAUAUUUGUGUUCACUACAUCCUACCAGAGAAAAAAAAUAGAAUCCCCCCCCCCCCUCCCCUUACAGAAACGAUAUGUUACAAUAAUGCAAUAGAUCUGGUACUUAUUCUUUUUAAUUUCAUUUCAAUAAAUAAUUGCUGUUUACCACCAAAAA
Messenger RNA from Micropterus dolomieu (smallmouth bass), 14444 nucleotides. RefSeq names its product WD repeat and FYVE domain containing 3 (gene wdfy3). The record is from RefSeq and is a predicted model, not a curated record. The transcript has 66 exons. The coding region runs from base 238 to 10830 and encodes 3530 amino acids. Lineage: Eukaryota; Metazoa; Chordata; Actinopteri; Centrarchiformes; Centrarchidae. Gene Ontology annotation, molecular function: metal ion binding; protein binding.